CGCCCAGCGCCAGCAGCAGCGUGGCAGCGGCCUGCAUCGCCACAACCUAUCGCCGCCGUCCGCCGCCGCCACCACCCGCGCCCGCCCCGGCCCUUCCCCCGGCCCGCCCCCCGCCGCGCCCCGGCAGCCGGGGGCACCGGCCCAGCCUCAUUCAAACGGCAGCAGCGCCCGCCAGUCCUGCCGGCUCCAGAGCUUCAGGAGAACAGUCUUGCUGUUGGUAGAGUGUGUUAACUGAAAACAUGUUGGCUACUAAGCUGUCCAGGCCCCUCCUGAACUUCGCUGUGAAAGCCCUGAAUUUCAAGGACCCAGGCAAUGGCUUCAGGCCUGCGGAGAGAUUUUGUUUCCCUCUCUUGUCCCCACAUGGCAGCCGCUCUUAUGCAAGUGAAGUUGAUCAGAUUGGCAGCAAAGCUGUGCUUAUAACAGGUUGUGACUCAGGGUUUGGAUUUGCUUUGGCCAAACACCUGCAUGACAAAGGUUUCAUUAUUUACGCUGGCUGCCUGCAAAAGGACAAGGGAGAGGGUGGGUCCAAGGAUUUGGACAACAUGAACAGUGAUCGAAUGAGAACUCUCCAGCUCAAUGUCUGUGACAGCAAAGAAGUUGACCGGGCGGUAGAGCAUGUCAAUAGAACCCUGCAGGACCCAGAGAAAGGGCUCUGGGGACUGGUUAACAAUGCUGGGAUCUCCACAUUUGGGGAAGUUGAGUUCACCAGCAUGGACACCUACAUGGAGGUAGCUGAAGUGAACCUGUGGGGGACUGUACGAACCACCAAGGCUUUCCUCCCACUCAUCCGAAGGUCAAAGGGUCGUGUGGUGAACAUCAGUAGCAUGAUGGGCCGGAUGGGCAGUCCUGCCCGGUCACCCUACUGCAUCACCAAGUUUGGUGUGGAAGCCUUCUCAGACUGCCUGCGGUAUGAAAUGCAGCCCCAGGGGGUGACGGUCAGCAUUGUGGAGCCUGGUAACUUCAUAGCUGCCACCAAUCUGUACAGUCCUGAGCGAAUCAAAGCCAUAGCUGACAAAAUGUGGGACGAGCUCCCUGAGAUAGUGCGCAAAGACUAUGGCAGAAAGUACUUUGAUGAGCAGGUCAGCAAGAUGGAGACGUACUGCAACAGCGGCUCAACAGACACCUCGCCAGUCAUCGAAAGUGUCGCCCACGCGCUCAUGUCCACGACCCCCUACACCCGCUACCACCCCAUGGAUUACUACUGGUGGCUGCGGAUGCAGAUCAUGACGCACAUGCCUGCUGCCAUCUCAGAUCGGCUCUAUGUCUAUUGAGGCCUCACACUCCUGGACUACCCAGGUGGGAAAUUUGUUUUAAAGAGAGCAAUGUACACAUUUCCCAUUAGUCCUUUUAAAAUUUUUCUAACCUCAUUUCAGAGUACUGUAUUUUAGCUCUAAAGGGUUCAUUUAAACAUCUGACAUAACAUAAAGGGAGUAAUUUGCGAGGGAUGCUUCCUAGGCAGGAGUACAUUACGUCUCUGCAGGGACAUUGAUUCCUUGCUAUUUAUUUCAUGUAAUCCUUUUUCUUUUUUUUGUUUUUUCACCCCAAGUGUCAAUUUAAAAUAAUUUAAACUGCAAUUGCUCUGAAGUGUUUUCAGGAUGAUUUCUGCUGAUGGCUGAACACAAUCUUCACAAUUCCUGCCUAGGAUGCAGCCUUCAUACCAUAAAAGAAAGGCCCUCCAUGCUGUAAUGGUGAACCACCGCCUCCUGAUGACAAGACCGUCCAACAGGCCUUUCCAGGCCUGAUCACAGUAGCCUACGGCAGAGCAGAGACUUCUUUAAUUUGGGGAUCAGAACUCAAAAUGCUGGAGGUGCUGAAACUGAGCAACUGACCCUGUCCCUUUCUCUCUUAGACUUAUAUUGAUGAAACCUUAGAGAAAAGGAACCAGUCUGCAUUUUUUGCAUGCUUUCUUUCAAAGGAGUUCAACAAUCCAGGGACUCAAUCCUGCAGACCUCUCCCACAGGAGUUUCUUACUCGUAUGAGCAUUCCCAUGAGUGUGAGCAGCUUUACACACAGGACUGCGGGCAUCAGGAUUGGCCCGUAGUAACACUUCCCUUCAACAGUAAUUGAACAUCAACUCCAGACUUAGUUUGGAGAAUAGUUUCACUCCGACUCCUAUCAUUUGUGAGGAUCACCACUGGGCAAGGGGAGACAGAGAGGGUUAUAGGCACACCAGGGAACGCUGUUCUUGCCAGGGACCUCAGAGUUACACCCAAGUAUUUGUACAGCACCUUGCACAGAGGGGCCUUAGCCUUGACCAGGGCCUACAGGCACUGUUGUGGUGCAGAUGGUGGUAACAAUAAGAAUUUUCAUUGAAGGAGUCACUCAGCUGAAAUAAAUCUAACAUGACAUAAAUCUAACGUCCAUAACAGUAAAGUUAAGAGCAGUUUCAUUUCCAUUAUGGUUGUUUACAUAUUUGAGAAACAUUUGUUUUGUACUGUAAGAAAACAAAAGAAAAAAAAUAGCGUAGAAAAACCUUUCAUGGAGAAUGCGGAAAGAGUUAAUUUUUUUUAAGCUCGAAAGCCAAAAAUAAAAAGUGAUUAACCAUUGUUAGUGAAGUUAAAAAAAAGAGAUCUCACGUGUUCUAGUAACAUACCAUGUCAUGAUCAAACUCCUUCAGCUUAAUAAAUGUAUACAUGAUUGGUAACAAAA
Molecule: messenger RNA, 2649 nt
Organism: Columba livia (rock pigeon)
Lineage: Eukaryota; Metazoa; Chordata; Aves; Columbiformes; Columbidae
Gene: BDH1
Product: 3-hydroxybutyrate dehydrogenase 1
Exons: 7
Coding region: 240-1271 (343 amino acids)
Biological process (GO): steroid metabolic process
Cellular component (GO): intracellular membrane-bounded organelle
Molecular function (GO): 3-hydroxybutyrate dehydrogenase activity
Source: RefSeq, a predicted model, not a curated record